Messenger RNA from Anoplophora glabripennis (Asian longhorned beetle), 1100 nucleotides. Its product is annotated as 15-hydroxyprostaglandin dehydrogenase [NAD(+)]-like. Gene Ontology annotation, cellular component: cytoplasm. Bases 147 to 941 code for a protein of 264 amino acids. The record is from RefSeq and is a predicted model, not a curated record. Gene Ontology annotation, molecular function: oxidoreductase activity, acting on the CH-OH group of donors, NAD or NADP as acceptor. NCBI's taxonomy places the organism in Eukaryota, Metazoa, Arthropoda, Insecta, Coleoptera, Cerambycidae. The transcript is spliced from 6 exons.
CGAUUGAUUAGUCUUUCGAUCAAGUUCUCAUCACGAAAGUGUUAACAUUUGAAAAAUUCGUUGAUUUAUCAAAGAGAGGAUAGUAACUGCUCCGGAUUCAUUAGAUUUUUAAUCCUUACCUUGAUACAAUCAAGACAACUAGGAAAAUGGUUCUCGAUUUGGUUGGAAAAAUAGGUUUGAUUACCGGUGGUGCUUCUGGGAUAGGAUUGCGGUAUGCAAAGCAACUUCUCCGCAAUGGUGUCAAGGCGGUAACAUUGGCCGAUCUAAAUCCCGACUUCGCCAAAACCGGUUUGGCGGAAAUAGAAAAAGAAUUUGGCAGCAACAGGGCAGUGUUUGUAAAAACAGACGUGACUGAUAUUCAACAAUUUGAGAAUGCUUUUAAAAAAACAGUGGAAAUAUUCAAACAUGUUGACAUUUUAAUAAAUAAUGCAGGAAUUUUGAAUGACAAGAUAUGGGAAAAGGAAAUUGCAAUAAAUGUUAAUGGUACGAUACAUGGAAUUCUCUUAGGACUGGAGAACUAUUUACUAAAAUAUCAGCAAGGACCUGAGGCUGUCAUAGUAAACAUUUCUUCUAUUGCCGGUGUUGGUGCAUUCCCAAACACCCCCAUAUAUUGCGGGACCAAGGCCGCCGUCAUUGCCUUAACCAGGUCAUGGGGUGACCCUUACCACUACGAGAGAACUAAAGUUAGAGUGAUUGCGAUUUGUCCGGGAGUAACUAUGACACCAUUAAUCACUGAUAUAAGUGGAAGGAAUCUUGGAGAUGUUUACGAAAAUUGGUUGCAGUCUAAUAUAGAUACCCUGUCACCCCAAGAGCCCGAACAUGUAGCUGAGGAAGUUGUAAAACUUGUCCAUUCCUCUCCAAAUGGAACUGUUUGGGUGAUCGAAGGAGGGCAACCGUCCUAUCAGUAUAUUGUUCCAGAAAGGGAAACAAUGCCCAAGUAACCACAAGACAUGGCCAAACCACAACCACAUUAUUUUUUAUUGGGAUUUUAUUGGGAAAAUAUACCUACUAUUAAAGAAUACAUUUUUGUAAAUUAAUAUUUACUGCAACAAAAUGUUGUCUUGUAUAAUAUCUGCCUUUUAUUAUAAGUAUAUUUUUUA